Molecule: messenger RNA, 2163 nt
Organism: Alosa sapidissima (American shad)
Lineage: Eukaryota; Metazoa; Chordata; Actinopteri; Clupeiformes; Clupeidae
Product: ectodysplasin-A-like
Exons: 8
Coding region: 150-1268 (372 amino acids)
Biological process (GO): immune response; animal organ development
Cellular component (GO): membrane
Molecular function (GO): death receptor binding; tumor necrosis factor receptor binding; death receptor agonist activity
Source: RefSeq, a predicted model, not a curated record
UUGUCACUGCGUCAUUACAGUCAGAGAAUAGUGUUUCGCCAUUUAGACCCCACGACUACACUGAGAUUGAUCAAUGACUACUUGUCGAUUGCAACCGAUAGCCCAGCUGAUUAUGCUGAGAUAGCAAUAUCCUACUACGACUGUCAAUAAUGUCAUGCGAAGCUUUAAUGGACAAGUUCACGGAGAGCGCGUCAAGACCUCAGCUCCAUCAGCCUUGCACGUGCAAGAAGAGGUGCAACAAUUGCAACGUUUUCGUCGGGGUUUUCAUCCUGUCGCUGUCGCUACACUUAAUAACACUGUCCUGCUUUCUGGACCUGCGGUCUGAGGUGAAGCGGGAGAUUGCACUGAAUAAGCGAGAAUCCGCGUCAGCUGUCAGCGGAUCUUCCCAGAUGAGGGUGUACCACACCAAUGACUCACACGAUGACAUUCACCGCGAACCCAGCCCGCCUGAGCCACCAGAGGGGAUUAUGGAAAGACGGGCCCAGGUGACGGCAGGAUCUGGCAGCGCACUUUGGCGGACGAAGCGUGGCACCAACCGAAGACACGACUCAGAAUCCCCCUCCGGUAAACGGAAAGAUAAAGUCAAGAAAGGUUUCAUCCGACAUCCUUUCCCAGGAAAGAGGCGACAGGGAGCCCCUGGUCCUCCAGGCCAACCCGGACCCCCAGGCCCUCAGGGCCCCCCAGGAAUUCCCGGUAUUCCGGGGAUCCCAGGUUCCAAUGCCCUGGGGCCAGCCGGACCACCCGGACCGCCAGGGCCAAAAGGACCACCUGGCCCCCAGGGGCCGGCAGGUGCUGUGGACAAAAGCAAGCUAAAAGAAUUUCAGCCUGCUGUGGUGCAUUUGCAAGGCCAAGAAACAACCAUACAAGUUAGAGAAGAUCUUUCAGAGGGCGUCCUGAAAAACUGGAAGAUGAUCUCGGUGCACCACAAGGUCUUCAAGAUGCACUCGCGCUCUGGCGAGCUGGAGGUGCUCGUGGACGGCAUCUACUUCAUUUAUAGUCAGGUAGAAAUUUACUACCUCAACUUCACGGACAUCGCCAGCUACGAGGUGCUGGUGGACCGAACGCCGUUCCUGCGCUGCACCUGCAGCAUCGAGACGGGCCAGCGCAAGUUCAACACGUGCUACACGGCAGGCGUGAGCCUGCUGCGGGCGCACCAGCGCAUCUCUAUCCGCAUGGUGUACCAGGACACGCUCAUCAGCAUGACUGACCACACCACCUUCCUGGGCAGCGUGAGACUCGGAGAUUUGCCGACCACCGGACAGGCGUGAACACAGACACACACACACACACACACAGACGCCGUAUGAGGACACGCUUAUCAGCAUGGCUGUCCACAUCACCUUACUUGGAAGUGUGUAGCCGGAGGACAAGCCAAACACAGUUGAGAACACACAAAGCAAUUUAACGUGAGCACACACACAUUCACACAUACAUAUACACAGGCAAACAUAUACACACACACACACACACACUUGAUGGUUCACUGUAUGUACACCACAGUUAAUUUGACAUUGGGCCACAAAUGUGCACUGAGCAAUGUUGCAUACCAACGCACACUUACCAACCCCCCUGUCAUAUCCAACAUGUCCAACACGCUGGCAAGGCAUGCAUGUACACUGAACAAACUUGUACACAUAUAUAAUACACACAUCAGUGAGACGACACACACACACACACACACACACACACACACACACACAAACAAACACACGCGACAGACCACACAGGAAACCAGUCACACGUACACACUGCACAAUGUCAAACAGACACCAUGCCCUGGGUGUGGCAACCUGUGGAGGACUACCAGAUGUGUAACCCCAGACGCCUGGCAUGCCAAACAGUUUCAGAAAAGUGAUCACUUUAAUCCAGGUCUUGUGCUCGUCAGACAGAAUCCUGCCUCAAGUCUCUUUCCCCACCCAGUACUGCUCUUCUGUUUGACCUGAAGGACUCUGACAUGAAGAAAACUGUGCACACCAACACGUUUGCACUAAUGGAACACUUCAACACACUUAAAAUGCCUUUAUGGUAUUUCCGAAGGAAUUACUGACUUAAAAGUUAAACAUAUCUUUUACACUACACUUUGUAUAUAUGUACAUAAAAUAGGAUAUACUUUUGCUGUAAAUGGACUCAAUGACAUUAAAUACAUUUUCAUUUGUAAUCUAA